AUGUCCCAUUUUGUUUCUUCACCUGGUGCUAUACCAUCAGAUACUGCACAACUACUCAAUUCACAAGUAUCAUCAUCAUAUGGAAGAGAUGUAUCUACUCCAGCACCAAAUACUACAACUGGACCCAUUAUGUUUUCAGAAAAUGGAUCUACAGCAUUAGGACUGCAACUGCAACUGCAACUGCAACCACAUGUUGUAACUCAACAAAGGCCAAUAGUUGCUGGUAGAAGAAGACAAAUUGCUGCUCCUAAAGUAGUUGAUGUUACUGGUGAAAAAGUUCGUGAAAGUUUCGAAAAUUUUAUCGAGGAGUUUGUUGAUCCCGAACAAUUGGAUAAUGGGUGGGACGGGAAGAUUUACUUGGCGCAGAUUGAAUCAAUGAAGACAUUUGAAUAUAGUACAUUGUACAUUAACUAUCAAGAUUUAAUGUCGAGAGAAAAUGGUGUUCUUGCUACUGCUAUAUCAGAGCAGUAUUAUAGAUUUUACCCAUUUUUACUUAAUGCAUUGAAACGACUGUUGAAAAAAUAUGCUCCACAAUUGCUUCAUACAAAUUUAUUAGGACAGGUGGAGAAUGAUGAACCAGAAAGUGAAAAUAGUUUAUCAACAGCCAGUGCUGCUUCGAAUGAGAGAGUUUUCCAGCUCUCGUUUUUCAAUUUACCAACAGUGCAAAGGAUUAGAGAUGUCCGUUCUAACAAGAUUGGUUCGUUGAUGACCAUCACUGGUACCGUUACUAGAACAUCUGAAGUUAGGCCAGAAUUGUACAUGGGAAGUUUCACUUGUGAUAUGUGUUCAGCAUUAAUUGAAGGGGUGGAACAGAUUUUCAAAUACACUGAGCCUACUUCAUGCCCCUCAUGUGAGAAUCAAUCAUACUUUACCCUAAAUGUGUCCAAAUCAUUAUUUAUCGAUUGGCAAAGAGUCAGGAUCCAAGAAAAUGCCAACGAAAUCCCCACUGGAUCGAUGCCAAGGACAUUGGAUGUUAUUCUCAGAGGUGAAACGGUGGAAAGAGCUAAACCGGGCGACAAGUGUAAAUUUACUGGUUGUGAAAUUGUUAUCCCUGAUGUAUCGCAAUUGGGUUUACCUGGUGUCAAGCCACAAUCAAUCAAGGAAAAUAAGGGAAGCACCGAGUUGAAUUCUGGUGUUUCUGGAUUAAAAACACUUGGUGUUAGAGAUUUAACUUAUAAAUUGGCAUUCAAUGCGUGUCAUGUUUGUUCAAUGAUUAAUAAAGUUGGUAAUGAGCGUGAUGAAGACAAUGACAACUCCGAUGCUUAUUUACUUUCAUUACCACAAUCCGAAGUUGAUGAGUUGAAAGAAAUGGUUAAGGAUGAAUACAUUUAUGACAAAUUGGUGCAAUCGGUAGCUCCUGCGGUAUUUGGUCACGAUACUAUCAAAAAGGGUAUCUUGUUGCAGUUGCUUUCCGGUGUUCACAAGCAAACCGUUGAUGGAAUCAAUUUGAGAGGUGAUAUCAACAUUUGUAUUGUUGGUGAUCCAUCAACUUCCAAAUCGCAAUUUUUGAAAUAUGUUUGUGGAUUUAGUCCUCGUGCUGUUUACACCUCAGGUAAAGCUUCUUCAGCAGCGGGGUUAACUGCUGCAGUAGUGAGAGACGAAGAAAGUGGUGAAUACACAAUUGAAGCUGGUGCAUUGAUGUUGGCCGAUAAUGGAAUUUGUGCUAUUGAUGAAUUUGACAAGAUGGAUAUUGUUGAUCAAGUGGCUAUUCAUGAAGCAAUGGAACAACAAACAAUCUCCAUUGCAAAAGCAGGUAUUCAUGCCACGUUAAAUGCACGUACAUCCAUCUUGGCGGCAGCAAACCCCAUUGGUGGUCGAUACAAUCGUAAAAUUGGCCUUCGAUCAAAUUUGAACAUGUCUGCACCAAUCAUGUCGAGAUUUGAUUUGUUUUUUGUCAUUUUGGAUGAUUGUAAUGAACGUGUUGACACGCAAUUGGCGUCACAUAUUGUUGAUUUGCAUAUGCUUAGAGAUGAUGCCAUUGAUCCACCAUAUUCAGCUGAACAAUUGUCCAGGUACAUCAAGUAUGCAAAGACUUUUAAUCCCAAAAUGACCAAACAAGCUAGAGAUUUCCUUGUUACUAGGUAUAAGGAGUUGCGUGAUGAUGAUGCACAAGGGUUGGGUAGGUCAUCUUAUAGGAUCACUGUGCGUCAAUUGGAGUCAAUGAUCAGAUUGAGCGAAGCUAUUGCUAGAGCCAACUGUACUGAGGAAAUCACCCCUGAUUUUGUUGCUGAGGCGUAUGAUUUAUUGAAACAGUCAAUUAUUAGAGUUGAAAUGGAUGAUAUUGAAAUGGAAGAUGAUGACGAGCAACAACAAGAAGGUGGGGCAGAUGCAGAUGCAGAUGCAGAUGCAAAUGUCAUGGAUGAGGGUUCCAAUGUUGCCGAAUCGAGUUCCUCUAGAGCUGAGCCUACAACGAUAUCAUACGACAAAUACGUCUCAGUGAUGAACCUAUUAGUGAAGAAGAUUUCCGAAGAUGAUAAAGCUGGUGGAGAAGGUUUAACUGCCGAUGAGUUAGUCGAAUGGUACUUGUUACAAAAAGAAGACGAUUUGGCCAGUGAAGCCGAAUAUUUCAAGGAGAGGAAAAUCGCCUACAAGGUGUUGAAGCGAUUGGUCAAGGAUAGAAUUUUGAUGAGUGUUUCCAAUAACGAAAAUGAAGGUGAUGGUGAUGAUGAUAAUGAUGCCUCAAUGCCUGAUGGAACUAGAUCGGCAUCUACAAAAACGGUGUACAUCAUUCAUCCGAAUUGUGCCAUUCUUGAUUUCUUUGAAAGAGAUGAGAGAGAAAGCGAACAAUCUGCUUAA
Lodderomyces parapsilosis is the source of this 2796-nucleotide messenger RNA. It is a transcript of the gene MCM6, whose product is annotated as MCM DNA helicase complex subunit. The record is from RefSeq and is a predicted model, not a curated record. The transcript has a single exon. Gene Ontology annotation, cellular component: MCM complex; nucleus. Gene Ontology annotation, molecular function: single-stranded 3'-5' DNA helicase activity; ATP binding; single-stranded DNA binding. Lineage: Eukaryota; Fungi; Ascomycota; Pichiomycetes; Serinales; Debaryomycetaceae. The coding region runs from base 1 to 2796 and encodes 931 amino acids. Gene Ontology annotation, biological process: double-strand break repair via break-induced replication; DNA replication initiation; mitotic DNA replication.